UUUUCCCGAGGCCGCUUGUUCUAUCGAUCUUAUUCAGUAUAUUGAAACCCUAACCCCCAAAUUCGACACACAUUUAACCCGAUCUCGAAGGAUAAUCUUCGUGCUCAAAAAAUGCAACAUCAACAUCAGAGGCUGAAGCAACAACAACAGCAAGCUUUGAUGCAACAAGCUCUCCUUCAACAACAAUCUCUCUAUCAUCCUGGCCUCUUAGCACCUCCACAGAUUGAGCCAAUCCCAAGUGGAAAUCUGCCUCCUGGGUUUGAUCCAAAUACAUGCCGCAGUGUGUAUGUGGGGAACAUUCAUAUGCAAGUGACUGAACCACUUCUUCAAGAGGUUUUUGCAAGUACUGGUCCUGUUGAAGGCUGCAAACUCAUCAGAAAAGAGAAGUCAUCUUAUGGGUUCAUACACUACUUCGAUCGUAGAUCAGCUGCGCUUGCUAUAUUAUCUCUAAACGGGAGGCAUUUGUUUGGACAACCUAUUAAAGUUAAUUGGGCAUAUGCCAGUGGACAGAGGGAGGACACCUCAGGUCACUACAACAUAUUUGUUGGUGAUCUUAGCCCUGAGGUUACUGAUGCUAUGUUGUAUGCAUGCUUCUCCGUUUAUGCAAGUUGUUCGGAUGCGAGGGUUAUGUGGGAUCAGAAAACUGGUCGUUCACGAGGUUUUGGGUUUGUUUCCUUCCGGAACCAACAGGAUGCUCAAAGUGCUAUAAAUGACUUAACUGGGAAGUGGCUUGGCAGUAGGCAGAUACGCUGCAAUUGGGCUACCAAAGGUGCUGGUACUAGUGAUGAAAAGCAGGCCUCAGAUUCUAAAAGUGUGGUGGAGCUAACAAAUGGGUCUUCAGAGGAUGGUAAGGAGCCUGCUAAUGGUGAUGCUCCUGAGAACAACCCACAAUAUACCACUGUUUAUGUUGGCAACCUUGCACCAGAAGUUACUCAGCUUGAGCUCCAUCGCCACUUCCAUUCCCUUGGUGCUGGUAUAAUUGAGGAGGUCCGAGUGCAGCCUGAUAAAGGUUUCGGUUUUGUGAGAUACAAUAACCAUGGGGAGGCUGCUUUGGCUAUUCAAAUGGGGAACACCCAAUCUAUUCUUUAUGGCAAACAAAUUAAGUGCUCUUGGGGCAGCAAGCCGACUCCUCCUGGAACGAGCUCAAACCCACUUCCCCCACCUGUGCCUGCACCAAUGCUGUCAGCUGGUGACUUGUUGGCAUAUGAACGUCAACUAGCAAUAAGCAAGAUGGGAGGGAUACAUGGGCUGAUGCAGCAUCCUCCUCCUCAAGGACAGCAUCCUCUUAAACAAGCAACUAUGGGGAUGGGGAUGGGGAUGGGGAUGGGUAUAGGUGCUGCGGCGGGAGUAAGCCAGGCCAUUUACGAUGGUGGUUUCCAGAAUGUUGCAGCUGCCCAACAACUCAUGUACUAUCAGUGAGUGAUUUGUUUCACCUGUGUUGUUUUGAGUUUCUAGGAGGCUUUCUGAUGUUCUACCUUCUUUCUUUUCCUUUUACCCCUAUGGUGUCCUACCUACUUCUAUAUGCUUGCCAUGAGUAUGGACAUAUGAUGUAUGUUUAAUAUUAGUUGUUUGUAUUGGUAAUGAAUGACUUGGGUUAUUUGUUUGAUCCCAAAUUUAUU
This is a messenger RNA of Cynara cardunculus var. scolymus (artichoke), 1619 nucleotides long. RefSeq names its product oligouridylate-binding protein 1B-like. The record is from RefSeq and is a predicted model, not a curated record. Gene Ontology annotation, molecular function: mRNA binding. The transcript has 12 exons. The coding region runs from base 112 to 1419 and encodes 435 amino acids. Lineage: Eukaryota; Viridiplantae; Streptophyta; Magnoliopsida; Asterales; Asteraceae.